Molecule: messenger RNA, 1169 nt
Organism: Tetrahymena thermophila SB210
Lineage: Eukaryota; Ciliophora; Oligohymenophorea; Hymenostomatida; Tetrahymenidae
Product: erythronate-4-phosphate dehydrogenase
Exons: 5
Biological process (GO): L-proline biosynthetic process
Molecular function (GO): pyrroline-5-carboxylate reductase activity
Source: RefSeq, a predicted model, not a curated record
UUUUAAUUUAAGAGUACUUAUUAAUUAAUUUGUUAAGUAUAGUCAAUUUUCAAAAAUCUUUAAAUAUCUACGUUAGAAUAAAACUAAAUUGCUAUUUAUACACAAUAAGAUUAAAAUAUAUUAUUUUAAAGACAGAAAAUAUAAUGGACGCAAGCAACUUUUUUAAUAUAAACUAAAUACAAAGGAGUAAGUACUCUUUUUUGGGAGAAAAUGAGAAGCUUUUGAUAAAACCUUAUUUUGAUGAGAAAGAUAAUCAGUCUUUGAGUAUUUUACUUGAUCCUGCUUUUAAAAAAGACAUAGAAUAACAGAUAAGAAUAAAAUCUUGCAUAACCUCUUAAGUUAUAUUUUAUAUUCAGGUGUAUCUUGAUCUAGUCUAUUAAAAAUUAGAAGAAAACAAAUCUAAAACUAUGAAUGAGUUUUUGUCAGAUUUUAAAAUUGGAAUUAUUGGAUGUGGAGUUAUAGGCAAGUCUGUGUUAAACGCUUUGGUGUUUUUAUUAGGUUGGGUUGAACCUAAUAACAUUCAUAUUUCUACUAGAAGGCCUGAAAAUCUAAGUAAAUAUGAAGAUAUCGGUUUCAAUAUAUAUUUUGAUAAUGAAAAAUUAAUUGAACAGUGUGAUGUUGUUAUCAUUUGCUUUCCUCCAAGCUUAGAUAACUGGGCUAUUGUAGAACUAAAAGAAGCUAUUUUAUAGAGACAACAAAACUAAAAUAAAAUGUUUUAGCCUUUCAUUAUUUCUGUUAUCUCAAACAUGUACUUAAAUAAGUUAUAAAAAUUAUUAAUGAUAGAAAGAAUCUUUGCAAGAACUCAUAUUGCGCUUAAGGAUUAGCUUGAUACUGAGCUUAAAUUUGGUAUGCAGCUGUUCCAAGAUAAACAGCUUAUUUAGCAAAUACUUAUAGCUUUUUAAUUUAUUUUCUAAGGAACUAAAAUUAAAGAAGAAGAAGAGUUUUAAUUAUCUGAUAUUUAAAAUAAUAUUUAAUAGGCCUUUUUAGGUAAGGUAUUCAAAUCAUUAGAUGAUAAUGAUCUUGCUGAUAUUGCUGCUACAUAGUACGAGAAAAGAAAUUCAGUUUUCAAGAAUACAUUGUUAGAUAUAAUUAAAUAAAACUAAGCUUGAAAAAUAAAUAAUAAAUUUCAUAUUUUAAAAUAAAAGUUAAAUAUUUAAUAGAAUAAUUUU